Messenger RNA from Ylistrum balloti, 1239 nucleotides. RefSeq names its product retinol dehydrogenase 7-like. NCBI's taxonomy places the organism in Eukaryota, Metazoa, Mollusca, Bivalvia, Pectinida, Pectinidae. The record is from RefSeq and is a predicted model, not a curated record. The transcript is spliced from 6 exons. Bases 1 to 1239 code for a protein of 412 amino acids. Gene Ontology annotation, molecular function: oxidoreductase activity.
AUGCAUAAAGUAUUCACUGAUUUCGUUGAUAUCGCAGCAGGAUUCUUGCAACAUUCACCACACGUAACAAUGGAUCUCGCUGAGGAUUUCAACGAAAUUGACGACGAUAUUAUAUUUUAUGCAGUCUUAUAUUCCAGCGUGACAGUUGUGUUUGCAAUGGCCGUUUUAUCCAAAUUUUUGACACACGAGUUCAGGUUUGGAUUCAGAUCAGUUUUGAGUUUGAUUGUUUUGUUUCUUGGAGAACCUCUAUGCCAGUUCUUUAUCAAAGGUCCAGGAGGUGUUUUGACAUUUGCUGUAUGUUGUCUACUGAUAUAUUCUGUGCUUCCCGCGAGCCAUUUGCCAGUGGGAAACAAGGCUGUUUUGAUAACAGGUUGUGAUAGUGGAUUUGGAAGUGCCCUUGUCAAAAAACUGGACAGUAUAGGAAUGCGAGUGUAUGCAACUUGUCUGAACUCAGAUGGACCAGGAGCUAUAGCUAUUCGUAACAACUGUUCAGAAAGGGUUUGUGUGCUACAGCUGGAUGUUACAAAUACUAAACAAGUGGAGGAGGUUGUUAACUUUAUACAGGUCCAUGAAGGAGAAGAUGGCCUAUGGGGACUGGUGAAUAAUGCUGGGGUAUGGUACUUCUCUGAGAUUGAAAUGACAUCAGAUGCUCUGUUUCACAAAAUCUUAGAUAUCAACUUGUUUGGCACGAUUCGUCUUACUAAAGCUCUCCUACCACUUAUACGCAAGUCCAAGGGAAGAAUUGUUAAUGUAUCUAGUCUUCUAGGGAGGAUAACAAUGGCUGGCAAUGGAGCAUACAGUGUUUCUAAACAUGGGCUUGUAGCCUUCACCGACACACUGCGACAAGAAAUGAAGAAAUGGGGUGUGCAUGUGGCUGUUAUUGAACCUACAGGCUUUUACACAGAGAAUAUGAAAGAACAUAAUAUAAAGAGCAGGAAAGAGGAGGUAUGGAAUUCUAUGGACGAGAGUGCCCGUCAUACCUAUGGUCAGCUGUAUCUCGACACUGUGUAUAACAGUAUUGUUGCAGGUGCCACACGCUAUCCUGAUGACCUUACGCCGGUCAUAAGGGCUAUGCGUAGUGGACUUCUGUCCAAACGUCCCCGUGCUCGCUACCCAUGCGGGACUGGUGCAGACUUACUGACAAUGGUGUACCCCUUGCUACCAGUUUGGGUCGCUGAUAAAGUGUCAUCUCUCAUUGGUAUCAUGCCUAUAGAUGCCCGCCCUGCCACUCUCAGCUGA